AUUCGGUAAAAUAUUCCUCAUUUAUAAAUAAGCCGCACAUAUUUCACGUUCGUGUAAGUGUAUAGCGUGUCCAGAUGACCAGUUAGCAAUUCACAAUACGAGGGCCCGAUACAGUUGACGGUGGAGAGAGAAAAAAUCGCCAAGAAGCUAUGACAAUACCAGUGUCUCGUCGCAAGACGCUAAUAUUCGAGUAGCGAGUUCAUUCGCUAUUAAGACUCUCAAAAGUGUUAUCAAACACCUUUAUAAAAGUACAAGUAGUUCUCAACUCAGAAAUCGAGCUACGGUAUUAGCUGUACUCAAGACUUAACCUCCAACAUUUCAUCGUUGUAUAAUAUCGUAGAAACCUUACGUAAAAAGUGAAUCUUUUUCAAUACAGCCAGUUAUGGAAAGCAACGGCGGCUUAGUUAGGGUGAAGGAGGAGCCGAAAGAUACUUCACCACAUACAAGCGACGAUUAUAUUUUCGAUCCGGUAGACUUUUGCGAAGUCAAACACUUCGAAUCAUUCACGUUUUGUGAAUCAUCGGCAAAUCACACAAGCGAGGUUACGCAGUUACAGGAUGAGUUGGAUAGAAAAAUAUUGUCAGAUUUUGACUACAUCGAUGUUAAAUCUGAACUGCAGUCUUUAUCAACAACCGACUGCAAAUCUAAGUAUCAGAGUUAUUCACCUAUUGUAAAAAUAGAAAACGAAAAUCAUACCAACGACAUACUUAGUGAAAAUAUGCCCACUGAUUUUGAGUGUAAGAACGUUGAACUACAAGAGCAAUAUAUACCGACCAGCAGUUGCCAAACUGAGUAUAAAAAUUGUCUACCUAUUGUAAAAGAAGAAAAUCAAAAUAAUUAUAAUCAUUUUAAUGAUAAAGAUCAGUUAAUUUUGAUAAAAAACGAAAUCGAUGAUAAAAAUAGUCAAGUUCAAGAAAAUUCUCAAUUGAAAAUUAAAGAAUAUAAGAAAGUGAAAAAAUCAAGUAAAACUUCUAAAGCCAAAAUAUCUCAUGAGUGUCAAACCUGUCAAAAAACUUUUAAAGGAAAAGCGACUUUAAAUACACAUAUCAUUUUGGCUCAUAAGGGUAUCAGACCCUAUGAAUGUAUGAUUUGUCAUACAUCAUUUAAACGCCAGGAUCAUCUCGAAAUUCACGUAAGAGGAGUUCAUGACCAUAACAAGCCCUUUGAAUGUGAGAUUUGUGAUCAAACAUUUUCAUACAUAAGUGGUCUUCAAAAUCAUGUGAGUGUAGUACACGAUCGUAACAAACCCUUUGAAUGUAAGAUUUGUCACAGAUCAUUCGGUCUAAAAAGUAACCUCAAUUCUCACGUAACCGUAGUACAUGAUCGUAUCAGACGCUUCGGAUGUGAUAUUUGUCACAAAACGUUUGGAGAAAAAAGGAACCUCAAAUCUCACAUAAGUGCAGUUCAUGAGCUUAAAAAACCCUUCGAGUGUAAAAUUUGUCAUAAAUCAUUCGGUUACUCGAAUAAACUCAAAAAUCACGUAAGUUCAGUUCAUGAUCGAAAAAAACCUUUUGAAUGUGACAUUUGUCAUAAGUCAUAUAGCCGCAAAGAUCACCUCAAAACUCACAGAAAUACAAUACAUACUUCCGCGAUUAUUUGAACACACUACAUGAAUUUUGCUUAAUUAAUAUGAAUGCGUUUUUAAACCAGUAAGCCUUAAACAUUCCUAAAUAUCAAUGAUACAUCACAAACGAACUA
Molecule: messenger RNA, 1698 nt
Organism: Trichogramma pretiosum
Lineage: Eukaryota; Metazoa; Arthropoda; Insecta; Hymenoptera; Trichogrammatidae
Product: zinc finger protein OZF-like
Exons: 3
Coding region: 383-1600 (405 amino acids)
Biological process (GO): regulation of transcription by RNA polymerase II
Cellular component (GO): nucleus
Molecular function (GO): DNA-binding transcription factor activity, RNA polymerase II-specific; RNA polymerase II transcription regulatory region sequence-specific DNA binding
Source: RefSeq, a predicted model, not a curated record